AUGCAUGUUGUCAUGGUGACCAGCCCCUCCACCCCCUCCCCCCUCCUCUGGUUGGUCCAGCUUUUGCUGUGGCUUCACCACCAUGGACCUCAGCUGACAGAGGCCGUGCCCCCAUGUCCCAACCCCUGUAGCUGCUCCAAUCAGGCAAGCCGAGUCAUCUGUACAAGGAAGAGUUUAGAGGACGUACCGGACAGUAUUUCUGUGAACACAAGAUACCUCAACUUACAAGAGAACACGAUUCAGGUAAAUAUGCCUUUCUCUUAUUACAUUUACCCACAAUCCAUACAUGUACGCAUAUGAACAGAGUAUGCUUUACGGCAGAGAGGUUUCAUGUGGCUACAAUGUACCAGCAUGUUUUUAUAUAUCUCAACAGGUGAUAAAGUCAGACACGUUCAAGCACCUGCGGCAUUUGGAAAUACUGCAGCUCUCCAAGAACCACAUCCGACAAAUUGAGGUGGGCGCGUUCAAUGGCCUGCCAAACCUCAACACCCUGGAGCUCUUUGACAAUCGCCUCACGCUGGUACCGUCACAGGCCUUUGAGUACCUCAGCAAACUGCGGGAGCUCUGGCUACGGAACAACCCCAUCGAGACACUGCCAGCGUACGCCUUUCACCGCGUUCCCUCCCUGCGCCGGCUCGACCUGGGCGAACUCAGGAAGCUGGACUACAUCUCCGAGGCCGCCUUUGAGGGCCUGGUCAACUUGCGCUUCCUGAACCUGGGCAUGUGCGGCCUGAAGGACAUCCCCAACCUCACGCCCUUGGUGAGACUGGAGGAGCUGGAGCUGUCGGGAAACCAACUGGGGCUCGUCAGGCCGGGCUCCUUCCAGGGCCUGGUGUCGCUGCGCAAACUGUGGCUCAUGCACUCCAAGGUGACGGUCAUUGAGCGCAAUGCCUUCGACGACCUGAAGAACCUGGAGGAGCUCAACCUGUCCCACAACUCUCUGCAUUCGCUGCCCCACGACCUCUUCACUCCACUGCACCAGUUGGAGCGGGUGCACCUCAACCACAACCCCUGGGUGUGCAACUGCGAUGUCCUGUGGCUCAGCUGGUGGCUCAAGGAGACGGUGCCCAGUAACACCACAUGCUGCGCCCGCUGCCACGCGCCACCAGUCCUGAAGGGCCGGUACAUUGGUGAGCUGGACCAGAGCCACUUCACAUGCUACGCUCCCGUCAUCGUAGAGCCACCCACCGACCUCAAUGUCACAGAGGGUAUGGCCGCGGAGCUGAAGUGUCGCACUGGCACCUCCAUGACGUCUGUCAACUGGCUCACCCCAAAUGGCACCCUCAUGACCCACGGAUCGUACCGCGUCAGGAUCUCAGUCCUUCAUGACGGCACCCUGAAUUUCACCAACGUGACUGUGCAGGACACAGGCCAAUACACCUGCAUGGUGACCAACUCCGCCGGCAACACCACGGCGACUGCAGUGCUCAACGUGUCCUCCUCCGACUCCAGCAACCCCUACAGCUUCUUCACCACUGUCACUGUUGAAACUGUGGAAACAAACAAUGGUGAGGAUGCUGGGAGGCAGUACAUCAACGAAACCUACGUACCGCCAGAUUACCUGGGUCCCACUUUUUCAGGAGGGGUACUGGGUAAAGGCAGGGCUGGAUUCACCAUAUCUCCAUCUCGCUCUUCUCUCUCCUCUUUCUCCCCGCGAGCCACCAGAAAUACUGAAAAUACAGUCACAGUGUCGAUAAUGGACGUCACAAACAUCACUGGCCUGGACGACGUGAUGAAGACCACCAAGAUCAUCAUCGGCUGCUUUGUGGCCAUCACCUUCAUGGCAGCCGUGAUGCUGGUGGUCUUCUACAAGCUGAGGAAGCAGCACCAGCUGCACAAGCACCAUGGCCCCACCCGCGCCAUCGAGAUCAUCAACGUGGAAGACGAGAUUGGUGCCGGGGCCGGGAGCGGCAUCUCAGGGGGAUCGACCAUGCAAUCCGGGUGCGGAGGAGACGGAACAUUGAGGAUGCAUCACCCGGAAAUAGUCAACCUUCCCAACUUCGGGCGAUCAGAGCAUCUUAACCAUUACUACAAGGCCAAUCAUUUCAACAACAACGUGAUGGGUCUGAGCAUUGGGACAGGGGCAGGAGUCGGUACUCUAAGCAACAAGAACAAUCCGUCUCCACUUAACCAGCAAGGCCAGGAUAUCCCGAUCUCCUGUACACAGGUCCCAAUCUCCUCAGCCACUUUCCAGACCAUGUCUGGAAACGGCACCAACACCAACCCUCUUUCUGUUUCCCCACCUCUGCCAAUGUCCCUCCCCAUGCCCCCCAUGGGAUUACACGGAUCGAUCAAGGGUUUCAUGGUCCAGAACCAGAAUCCACAAAUGGAGCCUCUUCUGUUCAAGGGAAACUCAAAGGAAAACGUUCAAGAGACUCAAAUUUGA
This is a messenger RNA of Coregonus sp. 'balchen', 2386 nucleotides long. NCBI's taxonomy places the organism in Eukaryota, Metazoa, Chordata, Actinopteri, Salmoniformes, Salmonidae. The record is from the annotation of a GenBank genome assembly.